GAAAAUAUUGCAUUUUUGUGGAAAAUUCGGGAAGGUCAGUCACAAUGCAUACGUGUUCCGUGAACAAUGUUUCUUUGUUUUAGUGUUCUUAGGUUUUAAUUAUAAGUGCUUUGAAAACUACGCUCGAAGGAACUGCGAACGAUUUACGAUACCGAAAAACUGACGCUAGAAAAUGGCGCAUUUCUUCUUAAUCGCUACAAUUGCGCUAUUGGUUGGAGUUAAUGCCGACCCAAGUAAUGAUAAUCAAAAUCCAUUCCAAGGAUUUCCUUUUAAUCAGUUUCAAAGACCUUUCCAAAACUUCCAUGUAAACGGCUUUCAGCCAUUCUUUCCAUUCCCUCUUCAUCCUAUAAUACCACCAUUCCCUACCAUCAAGAUACCCAGUCCCGACGACAUAAUUGGUAAAAACCCUAGCCCUGGAGAAACUUUUAGUGGUGUAGUGGUACAGUCGUCCAGUGGUUACACUACAGAUGAAAACGGGAAUGUCAUAAAAACUGGUGGUACCACAGUUUUAACUAACGACAACGGUGACGUCAAGGAGUUUAAAGUUGGCAAAAACCCGCCGGUGAUUAAAAGCAACAUAGUUCCACCGGUACCUGUUGUGCCGCCAACGCCAGUAUUCUUCCCGCAAAUACAUAUUACGUCAUUUAAUAGUGACAACCUAAAGAAUAUCAAGCCGGGUCCAAAUCAACAUUUUGUCGGUUCUUCGUCAUCUUCGUUCACAGUUGCCAGUAAUGUCAAUGGCAAAAAGAACUACGCCGGUGCCACUAAAACCAUCGUUAACAAUAAUGGCCAAGUAGACGAACAAGCUCUAAUUAUUGAAAAUAGCGUUUAAU
Papilio xuthus (Asian swallowtail) is the source of this 833-nucleotide messenger RNA. RefSeq lists its product as uncharacterized. The transcript has 9 exons. The coding region runs from base 173 to 832 and encodes 219 amino acids. Lineage: Eukaryota; Metazoa; Arthropoda; Insecta; Lepidoptera; Papilionidae. The record is from RefSeq and is a predicted model, not a curated record.